UUUUUUGACUGACGCGCAAAUACCGGCCCAAACCAUGACAGAUUGGAGAUGUUGGCAAUGAGUGAUAGUCUUAUCGGAAAGAGGAGAUACUGUAGUACAGAUUCUGAAAUUUUGAUGGUUGUGUACGGCUUCUUUUGUAAAAAUUUUUUAGUCAGAAAAGAGAAUGUCCGGACAUGCGUGCUACUGGAGGAGGAGAUGAAAUUUUGCGGACAGAAUUUUUUUGCCAAAAAAGUGAAACUAUUAGAAUCACGUUGA
This is a messenger RNA of Meloidogyne enterolobii, 255 nucleotides long. Lineage: Eukaryota; Metazoa; Nematoda; Chromadorea; Rhabditida; Meloidogynidae. The record is from the annotation of a GenBank genome assembly.